UGGUUAACGUUGUCUGUUACUGUAUUUAUUUAACCAGAAGCUUUAACUGAUACGAGAUAACACUAUAUGUGGACUCUUGCUUAUAAGUCAAAGGAUAGUAAAUCCUAAUAAAUUACCAAAAUGGCUGCUACCACAGAACAUGGAGUUCCAGAAUCUGCUCCAGAAUUUGUGCAGAUGAAUAACCUGGCUUGCAAGACUGUUGGAGGAAAGGUGCUGUUUGCAACAGAUGACUGGUUUGCUGCUGCAGAAAAUCUUUUAAGCAAACAUGAUCCAGAAUUCAAAACUGGUCUCUUUACAGAGUAUGGGAAAUGGAUGGAUGGGUGGGAGACUAGGAGGAAGAGAAUUCCAGGUCACGAUUGGUGUUUAAUUGAGCUGGGAAUACCAGGGAUAAUUCUGGGACUUGAUGUGGACACGCAUUUCUUCACUGGAAACUAUGCUCCACGCAUUUCAGUCCAGGCGGCAAGCUUACAAGAAAAGCCAGCAUUCUCUCCACGGGGAAACAGAUUGGGAACUGCUGCAUCAGAGAAAGACUUUAAUGCUGUGGAACAGCUGCAUUCAGAAAAGUGGGACUACCUUCUAGAAAUGACAGAGCUAAAGCCAGGAUACCCUGAUUGCUGUCACAAUUACUUUCAAGUCACUUCAAGAGAAAGAUGGACACACAUACGACUAAAUAUCUACCCAGAUGGAGGAAUAGCCCGCUUUAAAGUCUAUGGCAUUGGACAAAGAGACUGGUCUUUGUGUGGCCCAAAUGACUUGGAAGACCUACUGUCAAUGGGCAAUGGAAGUGUGUGCCUUGGAUUCAGUGAUGCACAUUAUGGACAUCCGCGAAAUCUCAUAGGUUUAGGAAGAGCAGCUGACAUGGGUGAUGGGUGGGAGACUGCAAGAAGACUAGAUAGGCCUCCUAUCUUAAAGGCUGAUAGAAACGGAAUCCUCCAAAUCCCAGGAAAUGAAUGGGCAGUGUUCCGACUUGGCCACCCAGGUUUAAUAACACACAUAGAAAUAGACACUAACCACUUUAAAGGUAAUGCACCAAAUUCGUGUAAAAUUGAAUGGUGUGUCCUGACACCUCGAGAAGAAGACGAGAAAAUCAAAGAUAUAUUAGAUGUGAAUCUGAAUAACAACUGGAAAACACUUCUCCCUGUCACACAGCUUCAUCCCCACAAGAGACAUUUUAUUGAUGGGAUCUCUCUAUCCCUAAAUGAAGUCAUAACUCACGUGAAGGUCACCAUUGCUCCGGAUGGCGGCAUAAGUAGAAUACGGCUUUGGGGUUUUCCUCGACAACUGCCUACAGACAACUAAUUAAGAAAAAUCCCCAGUAUUAGAAACAUAAGCUAUAUGCUUUCUCAUCUUUAACAUUUGCAUGAAGCAGGUGCAACAUUUUAUUGAUUAGAAUAACAAUAUUUCUUUGCGUAGAAAGACCAGCCUUAAUGUACCACUCCUUGCAUCAUGCCACUGAUGGUAUACUGGGAGGUACAGGCACUGUACAGGUACUCUAUGUGAUUAUUGUUAGAAUCAGUAAACCAGCUACGGUUUGAUUUAUUAGAGCUUUUUAUUAGCAAAUGUAGUAGUUACUAAAACAUGCUAUGUUUCUCUUUAGGAUGCUUAGAAAUAGAUUGCAUUACUAAUUCAUUAGCUAUAUAAAACUCCUUAAUAAAAAAAUGUGAACACUUAAAAAA
Messenger RNA from Pseudophryne corroboree (corroboree frog), 1676 nucleotides. It is a transcript of the gene ALLC, whose product is annotated as allantoicase. Gene Ontology annotation, molecular function: allantoicase activity. NCBI's taxonomy places the organism in Eukaryota, Metazoa, Chordata, Amphibia, Anura, Myobatrachidae. The coding region runs from base 121 to 1299 and encodes 392 amino acids. Gene Ontology annotation, biological process: allantoin catabolic process. The record is from RefSeq and is a predicted model, not a curated record. The transcript is spliced from 12 exons.